AUGUAUGCGUGGAGGAAACAUAAAGGAAACCCCGAGCCUGUCUGGGAGGAAGUCCCUGUUCCCGAAACCCCAGAAAGAGGGUUCUUGGUAAAGCUGCUGGCUUCUGGUGUGUGCCAUAGCGACCAUUCGCUCCUCACGAGCGAAAAGCAACGUCCGUGGUUUCAGGAUAAGUACACUCUGGGUCACGAAGGCUGUGGUGAGAUUAUUCAGAUAGGUGACCAGGUGAAGGAUGCUGGAUUCAGAGUAGGAGAUCGAAUCGCGACUAUCGCCGUCCCUGGCUGUGGAUUAGACGAUUGCGCAGAGUGUUCACGGGAUCUUGCUCAGCUUUGUGAGCAAGCCCAUCAUGCUGGUAUUGGUCAAGAUGGCUUCUAUGCACCAUAUGCUGCGCUGGAUAUUCGAGCCGUCGUGCGGGUCCCAGACGGAAUUCCAUCGUCUGUCGCAGCUGUUGCAACUGAUGCAGUUAAAACAAGCUAUCACGCUAUUGUCAGGCGUGCAGAGGUUAAAUCCCAGGAGACUGUAUUCUUGUUCGGCCUCGGUGGGUUAGGGUUCAAUGCAUUGCAGAUUGUUCUGCACAUUGGGGCCAGGGUUAUCGUUUCGGAUAUUCGACAGGAACGACUAGAAGAGGCUGCAAGAUUCGGCGUUCCCCGAGAGGAUCUAGUGCCAGCUGGGAAGUCAGUACAAGACUUUGUGCGCGAGAAUGGAUUACAGGGCAAGAUUGACACGACUCUGGAUUUCGUGGGCACGCACCAGACCUUCCAGGAUGCACAAAAUAUUGUUCGCCGCGGAGGAAAGCUUUUGUGUGUUGGCACCCUCGAUGACGAGAAUAUGAUCGAUAUGAAGAUUGGUAUCCAGAAGCGGCUGAGCAUCAUCUUCACUUAUGGCGGGCAAGCGAGAGAUUUGAAGGAAGUUCUUGAUUUGAUCUCGAAGGGUGUAAUUCAACCACAGACUGAAACUGCUGGCUUGAAGGACUUCCCUGUGAUUUUGAAGAAUCUUUGCGAUGGAAAGGUCAAGGCCCGAGUUGCCUUACUGCACGAAUAG
Messenger RNA from Penicillium paradoxum, 1038 nucleotides. Its product is annotated as zinc-binding dehydrogenase. The transcript has 7 exons. The coding region runs from base 1 to 1038 and encodes 345 amino acids. NCBI's taxonomy places the organism in Eukaryota, Fungi, Ascomycota, Eurotiomycetes, Eurotiales, Aspergillaceae. Gene Ontology annotation, molecular function: oxidoreductase activity; zinc ion binding. The record is from RefSeq and is a predicted model, not a curated record.